Molecule: messenger RNA, 2521 nt
Organism: Lolium rigidum
Lineage: Eukaryota; Viridiplantae; Streptophyta; Magnoliopsida; Poales; Poaceae
Product: cleavage stimulation factor subunit 77-like
Exons: 22
Coding region: 12-2210 (732 amino acids)
Biological process (GO): mRNA 3'-end processing
Cellular component (GO): nucleus
Molecular function (GO): mRNA binding; protein binding
Source: RefSeq, a predicted model, not a curated record
GGGCGGCGGCGAUGGACAUCUACAACGUCGAGGCCGCCGAGAUCCUCGCCAACGAGGCACUUCAGCUCCCCAUCGCCGAGGCCGCCCCCAUCUACGAGAAGCUGCUCGCCACCUUCCCCACCGCGGUGAAGUACUGGAAGCAGUACGUUGAAGCCUACAUUGCCGCAAACGACGAGGAAACUGCCAAGCAGAUAUUCAGCAGAUGCUUGCUCACCUGCCCUCACAUCAAUCUCUGGCGUUGUUACAUCAACUUCAUUAAAAGAGUAAACAGUAAAAGGGGCUCUGAGGGUCUGGAAGAAACAAAAAAGGCUUUUGACUUCAUGCUGAACUAUGUUGGCAAUGAUGUUGCAUCUGGCCCUGUUUGGAUGGAGUACAUUGCAUUCUUGAAAUCAAUGCCGGUUGUGACGCCCCAGGAUGAGUCACGCCGCAUGACUACUAUAAGGAAAGUAUACCAGAAGGCAAUUUUGGUCCCAACUAGUCAUGUCGAGCAGCUGUGGAAGGAUUAUGACAACUUUGAAAAUUCCGUUAGUCGCACCUUGGCAAAAGGCUUGCUAUCUGAAUAUCAACCAAAGUUUAACAGUGCUAGGGCGGUAUAUAGAGAACGGAAGAAGUACAUUGACGAUAUCGAUUGGAGCAUGCUGGCCAUCCCCUCUACAGGCUCCUACAAGGAAGAGCAACAGUGUAUGGCAUGGAAAAGACUUCUGACAUUUGAGAAGGGGAACCCUCAAAGAAUCGAUGCUGCAGCUGCUAAUAGGCGUAUUACAUUUACUUAUGAGCAAUGCCUAAUGUAUCUUUACCAUCAUCCUGAUGUAUGGUAUGAUUAUGCUACGUGGCAUGCAAAGAAUGGUUCUACGGAUUCUGCAAUCAAAAUAUUUCAGCGCGCUGUAAAAGCACUCCCUGGUUCUGAAGUACUAAAAUAUGCCUUUGCUGAACUGGAAGAGUCUAUUGGGGCAAUUCAGCCUGCUAAGACGAUAUAUGAGUCUCUUGUAGCUGAAAAUGCAAGCAUGACAUCACUUGCACAUAUUCAGUUUAUUCGGUUUCUAAGGAGAACUGAAGGCAUUGAAGCGGCUCGCAAGUACUUUUUGGAAGCUCGGAAGUUGCCAAGCUGCACCUAUCAUGUGUAUGUUGCUUAUGCUACAAUGUCAUUUUGCCUCGACAAAGAUGCGAAGGUGGCUCAAAAUGUUUUUGAAGCUGGUUUAAAGAAAUUUAUGCAAGAGCCAGGAUACGUCCUUGAAUAUGCCGACUUCCUGUGUCGCUUAAACGAUGAUAGAAAUGUACGUGCUUUGUUUGAGCGAGCUCUGAGCUUACUUCCUCCUGAGGAAUCCGUAGAGGUAUGGAAACGGUUCGCUCAAUUUGAGCAGAUUUACGGGGAUUUGUCAAGCAUGUUAAAGGUGGAACAAAGAAGGAAGGAGGCUUUAUCUAAGACAUCAGAAGAUGCCUUAUCGUCGUUAGAGAACACACUAUAUGACAUUGUUUCUCGAUAUAAUUAUAUGGAUCUUUGGCCAUGCUCAUCAAAAGAAUUGGAUUAUCUGUCAAGACAGGAGUGGCUUGCAAAGAACAUGUCUAAGAAGAGUGACAAGUCAGUUAUGCUAACUAGUGUUGUUGGCCCUACCUUAGAUAAAGGCAAUGUUGGGGUUGGUGCGAAUGCAAAGUUAUUACCCUUGUCUGCAAGAGUUGUUCGUCCCGAGACUUCUCGAAUGAUUAUUUAUGAUCCUAGACAGAUAAAAGGUCCAGUGAUUACAGCCACAUCCAGUGGGUACACAAAGGAGGUUGACGAUAUAUUCAAAAUGCUUUCUCCACCAAUAAUGUCCUUCAUCACGAAUUUGCCUGCUAUUGAAGGUCCAUCACCAGAUAUAGACAUUGUGCUUGGCGUCCUACUGCAAAGCACAUUGCCAGCAGGACUUGAUGUUGGCAAACCUUCUGGUCCGGUUCCUGGCGCUACCACUACUGACCUCUCGGGUCCUCGGAACCAGAAUGGAUCAGUUCAUAGACCUCCAAGAGAUGGGCAGCCCACGAAAAGGAAGGCCAUUGAAAGGCAAGAGGAAGAAGAUGCAGCAGCAGCGGCGCAGAACCGAGCGAUGCCCCGAGACAUAUUCAGGCUCAGACAGAUCCAGAGGAGCCGGGGUGUGGCUCCUGCUCAGUCGGGAUCCGCGGCGAUGUCCAGUGGAAGCAUGUUUUCUGGGGAGCAAUCAGCCAACAGCUCAAGCUAGUACACUUGAUGUGUAGCUAGUUCUCUGGCUGCAUGUAGCUACUAAUAUAUGAUAUACUCCCUCCUUUCCAUGAAAUUUGUCUGAGAUUUGUCAAAAUUUGGAUGUAUCUAGAUGCUAUUUGGUGUUCAGAUGCAUCCGAAUUUAGACAAAUCUCAUCCAACUUUCAUGUGAUGGAGGGAGUAUAUCACAUGUAGAAAGAUGGAACUAAAAUGACAUAGUACUUGCUAGGGCCAGGCUUAGUUAGUUUAUGUUAGCCAGCCUAGGCUAAAACAGAUCUUUGAUUAGCUGAUCAAGCAGCUGGUGUGACAACA